Octopus sinensis (East Asian common octopus) is the source of this 1252-nucleotide messenger RNA. Its product is annotated as secretory carrier-associated membrane protein 1. Lineage: Eukaryota; Metazoa; Mollusca; Cephalopoda; Octopoda; Octopodidae. The transcript has 9 exons. The record is from RefSeq and is a predicted model, not a curated record. Gene Ontology annotation, cellular component: trans-Golgi network membrane; recycling endosome membrane. Gene Ontology annotation, biological process: protein transport. Bases 123 to 1157 code for a protein of 344 amino acids.
AUUAUUAUUAUUAUUAUUAUUAAUUAGUUUGUUAUUAUAACCGUCUUCUCGAAGUGAUUGAUUUCUUUUUGAAAAUUUGCUGAAAACAAAAAAAAAAGAAGAAGAAGAAGAAUCGAGACAUUAUGUCGGGAUUUGACAGUAAUCCGUUCGCAGAUCCGGAGGCUGCUAAUCCGUUCGCGGAUCCCUCCGUCAGACAGGCAACCAGUGGCACCCAAGGCACUCUGGAUGAUUUCAACCCUUUCGCUGAUAAGAACAACACCCAGCCGGUUCCAGCUACCCGGCCAACCAUUCCUGCUCCUCAACCCUCACAGCCACCAGCAUCACAGCCGGCCAUUAUGACCCCAUCUGAAGAAGCCCCGCCAUACUCAGCUGUUGGGGCACAGAAAAUUGAUACUAGUGACCUUCAGCGUAGACAAGAGGAACUGGAAAGAAAAGCAGCAGAAUUGCAACGGAAAGAGCAAGAGAUGCGCAACAUGCAGUUCCAAGGCAAACAGAACAACUGGCCACCACUGCCGAAAUGGUUCCCUGUUGGACCUUGCUUCUACCAAGAUUUCAGCGUUGAUAUUCCUCUUGAAUUUCAGAAAACUGUAAAAUUUGCUUACUACCUAUGGAUGUUGUAUGUUUUUGUAUUAUUCUUAAAUUUCCUUGGAAGUCUUGCUAAUCUGGUUGCCAGAAGUGAUGGAGCCAAUACAUUCGGAUUUUCUAUACUCUGGUUCUUAUUAUUCACUCCAUGUUCAUUUGUUUGUUGGUACCGACCCCUCUAUAAAGCUUUCAGGAGUGACAGCUCAUUCAAUUUCUUCAUAUUUUUCUUUGUAUUCUUCUUUCAAUUUUGCACAUGUGUCAUCAUGUCUUUGGGAAUUCCAGGUUUCACAGUCGGCUGGUUCAUUUCCCUGUCGGUUUUUGGUAGUCAUCCUGGCUUGGGGGUGUUUCUAACCCUUGUCUCCUUAUGUCUCACUGUUUACACAGCAGCAAACAUCUUAAUGCUUAUUAAGGUACACCGAGUCUACCGUAGCACUGGAGCUAGCUUCCAGAAGGCCCAAGCGGAAUUUGCACAGGGUGUCAUGCGCAAUGAAACUGUUCAGACUGCUGCUGCUAAUGCCGCUGCUGGCGCUGCCCGAGGUGCAGCACAGCAGUACGGUUCCAAUAAUCGCUACUAAGCCCCCCCUCACUUUCUCAACAAAUGAAGGGAGAGAAAAAGAGAACAACUGAUUGUCCCCUCCCCUCAUCCCACCAUAGAAAAGAAAAGAAACAA